AAUGCUUGAUGAAUGUAGUGGUCAGGCUUAGGCUGUCAGGCUGCUCUUUGGCUGUGCAGUAGGCGCACAGGGAGAGUGUGAAGAGAGUGUCUGUGUGCGCACGCCUAUGCGUGUGUGUGUCAGAGUUUAAGCGUGUGAGCGUGUGUGUGUGUGUACGCACACACAGCGAGAGACCGAGCUCUGAGGCAUUCCAUCAUCAGCUACACCCCUGCAGCCACUCACUCUCCUUACCCUCCUCCUCCUGGAGAGAGAGAGAGAAAGAGAGAGAGAGAGAAGGAGAGAGAGAGAGAAGGAGAGAGAGUGUCACGUAAUACGCAAGGCACACAACGACAAGAAGUCUCAAAUCAGCCCAGUCGAAGACUCCUCUUGCCUCUCUCCUUGCCGCUGCUCUUCCGUGUAGCCAGAGAAAAAAAAGAGAGAGAGAGAGAGCACGAGAGAGAGAGAGCGAGAGAAAGAGAGAGGAGAAGAGAGCCCACACUGCUUCUCCUCCUCCUCCGUGGCCGCGCAAGUGUGGUUUUUUUUCUCUCCCUCUCUCUGCAUUCGGUUGGUGUGGAGCUGCAGAAACAGAAGGCAGCAGAAGCCGGUGCCUAGUCUCUGAAGAGGCCAGGAUGCUAAACAACGUGACAGACGGCGAGGAGGGGGACGGAGGACCCAACAGUCAGGGUGAUGGAAACCCCAAAGAGAGUAGUCCUUUCAUCAACAGCACCGGCAGCAGUGACGUGGAGAAGAGCCAGCAGUACGAUGGCAAAAACAUGGCUCUAUUUGAGGAGGAGAUGGACACCGUCCCCAUGGUGUCGUCUCUGCUCAGCAGCUUGGCCAACUACUCUAACCUGACGCAGGGCAGCAAGGAGCACGAGGAGGCAGAGAAUAACGAGGAGACCCGCAAGAAGCCAGCCCCUGCGGCUCCGGCGUUGGGCACCGUGAUGGGAGUGUACCUGCCAUGUCUGCAGAACAUCCUGGGUGUCAUCCUCUUCCUCAGGAUGACCUGGCUGGUUGGCAUCGGAGGAGUCUUUGGCACCUUCAUCAUCGUCUUCAUGUGCUGCUCGACGACCUUGUUAACCGCAAUCUCAAUGAGUGCUAUUGCCACAAAUGGAGUCGUGCCGGCUGGAGGCUCCUACUACAUGAUCUCUCGUUCACUGGGCCCUGAGUUUGGGGGCGCUGUGGGGAUCUGCUUCUACCUGGGCACCACCUUUGCCGGAGCCAUGUACAUCCUGGGCUGCAUCGAGAUUCUGCUGAUAUACAUAGUGCCAGGGGCGGCCAUCUUUAAGAUAGAGGGUUUGGAGGGGCCAGAGGCUGAGGCAGCCCUGCUGAACAACAUGCGCGUGUACGGCACCAUCGUCCUGACCCUCAUGUGUACUGUGGUGUUCGUCGGUGUGAAAUACGUCAACAAGCUCGCCCUCCUCUUCCUGGCCUGUGUCAUUCUCUCCAUCUUAGCUGUUUACGCUGGAGUCAUCAAGUCCGCUUUUGACCCUCCCUAUUUCCCACUAUGUGUGUUGGGAAACCGGUCUCUACUGUCAAAGGGGUUUGAUGUAUGUGCCAAGACCAUCGAGCUGGGCAAUGGCACUGUCACUACCAAGCUCUGGAGUAUGUUCUGUGACUCUGAGUUCCUGAAUGCCACCUGUGAUGACUACUUUACCAACAACAACGUCUCCGAGAUCAAUGGCAUCCCAGGGGUCACAAGCGGAAUCCUUGCAGAGAAUAUGUUUGGUACUUACCUGGAGAAGGCUGACAUCAUUGAAAAGCGCGGGGUUCCUUCAUAUUCCGACCCCGACUCUGCCCUGACCAACCUCAACCGUUACGUGCAGGCGGACAUCUCCACCUUCUGGGCCAUGCUGGUUGGCAUCUACUUCCCCUCCGUCACAGGUAUCAUGGCUGGUUCCAACCGCUCUGGUGACCUGAAGGAUGCUCAGAAGUCCAUCCCUAUUGGCACAAUCAGUGCCAUCAUCACCACCUCCUUCAUCUACGUCUCUGCUGUGAUUUUGUUUGGAGCCUGUGUGGAGGGGAUUGUGCUCAGAGACAAGUUUGGUGAAGGUGUCAAUGGGAAUCUUGUCAUUGGCACGUUAGCCUGGCCAAAUCCAUGGGUAAUCGUGAUUGGCUCCUUUUUCUCCACCUGUGGGGCUGGGCUUCAGAGUCUUACAGGAGCGCCACGCCUGAUGCAGGCCAUAGCACGAGAUGGCAUCAUACCCUUCCUCAGGGUGUUUGGCCACGGCAAGGCCAACGGCGAGCCCACCUGGGCCCUGCUCCUCACUGGCUGCAUCUGCGAGAUCGGCAUCCUCAUCGCCUCUCUGGAUGCCGUGGCUCCUAUUCUCUCCAUGUUUUUCCUGAUGUGCUACAUGUUUGUGAAUCUGGCCUGUGCUCUGCAGACCCUCCUAAGGACGCCCAACUGGAGGCCACGCUUCAAGUUCUAUCACUGGGCUCUGUCAUUCCUCGGUAUGAGUUUGUGUCUGACGCUUAUGUUCCUCUGCUCUUGGUACUAUGCCAUAGUUGCCAUGGUGAUUGCUGGAUGCAUCUACAAAUAUAUUGAGUUCUGUGGGGCAGAGAAAGAGUGGGGUGAUGGGAUACGUGGUAUCUCCCUGAGUGCUGCCCGCUUUGCACUGAUGCGGCUGGAGGAGGGACCUCCACACACCAAGAACUGGAGGCCACAGAUACUGGUGCUUGUUGGCGUGGACGCAGAGCAGAAUGUGGAACAGCCUCGUCUGCUCUCCCUUACCAACCAGCUGAAGGCAGGGAAGGGUCUGACUAUUGUGGGCACAUCGGUGGAGGGAACUUACCUGAACAACCACCUCCAGGCUCAGAAGGCCGAGCAGUCCUUGAAGAAACUAAUGGAGAGUGAGAAGUUGAAGGGCUUCUAUCAGGUGACGAUCUCCUCCAACCUGCGUGACGCCACCUCCCACCUGAUCCAGGCCAGUGGGCUGGGGGGCCUGCGUCACAACACCGUGCUGGUCAGCUGGCCUCGCAACUGGAAAAUGGCCGAGGAGCACCACCGCAUGAAGAACUUCAUUGAGAUUGUCAGGGAGACUACCGCAGGUCAAAUGGCUCUUCUAGUUCCCAAGAACAUCUCAGCUUACCCGUCCAAUGGAGAGCGCUUCACAGAGGGCCACAUUGACGUUUGGUGGAUUGUGCAUGAUGGAGGCAUGCUGAUGCUGCUGCCAUUCCUUCUCCGGCAGCACAAGGUGUGGAGGAAGUGCAAGAUGCGCAUCUUUACCGUGGCCCAGAUGGACGACAACAGCAUCCAGAUGAAGAAAGACCUUCUUACGUUCCUGUACCACCUCCGUCUGGACGCCGAGGUGGAGGUGGUGGAGUUGCAAGACAGCGACAUCGCCGCCUACACCUAUGAGAAGACCCUGGUGAUGGAGCAGAGGUCACAGAUCCUCAAGGAGAUGCACCUCACUAAGAACGAGCGUGAGAGAGAGAUCCAGAGCAUCACAGACGUGUCCCGUGGCUCCAUCCGCCGGAAGCACCCCACCACCCUGAGGAGCCAGCAGAGCACCGGCGAGGAGCCCGCCUCAGCCAGCGGCGAGGGGAAGCCGGAGGAGGAGUCUUUCCGUGUCUCCCGUACUCGACAGGUCCAGCUCCUCCAGGGUAAGAACGCCGCCCCCACCCCCACGUCCCCAACCUCCCCCACCGCGCCCACCCCGGGCACCCCUGGAGAGGAGGUGCAGAUGACCUGGACGAUUGACGGGGAAAAGAACAAGAACCCGGCCGCGGCCACUCCAGACAACAUCAAGGAUAUGUUCAACAUGAAACCUGAGUGGGAGAAUCUGAACCAGACCAAUGUUAGACGCAUGCACCACGCACAGAAGCUCAAUGAGGUCAUUGUGAAGAAGUCCCAGGAGGCUAAGCUUGUUCUCUUGAAUAUGCCUGGACCCCCAAAGAACCGUAUGGGAGAUGAGAACUAUAUGGAAUUCCUGGAGGUCCUGACAGAGGGUCUCAAUCGGGUCCUCCUUGUGCGUGGUGGUGGACGUGAGGUGAUCACCAUUUACUCCUGAGAGGCUGAUCGCGUUUCCCCAAGCCCCCACCCCCUUCACCACCUCAGCCCUCAUCUCUGCAAUGGACUUUACCCAAGUAAACUCCACAUCCAGAUCCAGCACCUGUAAUAUAAAGACCUCACGUCCUACCAUGAGCAAUACUCUACCCACAUAUCAAAUCAUGUUGCACUACAUCGUCAGGUAAACUCCCUAUCACACAUCCGCUCAACAUGUACCUACACUCCUCUUGCACUGCAACCAGUGUCUCCCUCUCGCUCUCUGUAUCUCCUUCUCUCUUUCUCUUUACGGAUCUCUUACUUUUUAAAGAAACAAAGAGCUGUAAUUUGUUAUUCUCUUAGUGGUCAGAGUACUCAACAUUUCUUGUGUUAGCUGUGUUUUGUCCCCUCUGUAGAUGGGUGGUUUGCCUGAGAGGGUUUUGCUCAUUCGCUCCUCAUCACUGGGGAGGCACUGUAUCCCAAAGACUGAUCAAACCUAACCAAACGCUCUUCUUUAUUUCUCUCCCUGUCUCUCUCUCUUUCUCUCUCUCUCUCUCUCUCUGUAUCCUCUGAAGAACAACUGAAUAGCUUUUCACUGCUAAUGUGUACUAUUAGGCUACGUGGACAUUUCUUGUAUACUAUUUUCACGAGACGUUCAUGAAUUCAUUACGGUGUUUGUGAAAUUUCUCAAAGUUACUGAAUGAGGUGAGAGAAAUGUACGAUGAUCAUGAUGUCUUCCAAUGGAGGCCUGAGGCCCUAGGAGCACAGGCCUAUCACAGACUGACUAUUAGAGAAUAUAGUGUCGAUUUGCACUGCGGGAACACUAGAGUGGUGGUGUUAAGGCGAACUACAGGGACUCUAACGGGCUUAACCACAAAUGCAUCCGAUGUCGACACAUCCAGCUGCCAGCGCUCACGCUCCGAGUGUGAGACUCACGCACUUUGCUUCAGUCUCGCCAAUGCGCUAGUCACUUGCUCAUUUCUCACGCUUCUUGCUUCACAUCCCACCUCUAAUGGAAGUUGCUAGGAGUCUCAUGGAAGACAUGUCCCCCGCCCCAACACCUCUCCAAAAUCAAAAGUGUUUUGAGUGUAUUUAGAAUGUUUUAAAGUUGAGAGCAAAGUUGCAGUGGACGUCAAAAAGAGAGUGGAUGAAACAGCAGGCACCUGUGAUGUGUCUCUACUUUCUACAGAAUUCUUGUUUGUGUAUCAUUGCUUUUCUUACUCCUAAUAGCCACCUACAUCACUUGCAUGUU
Molecule: messenger RNA, 5216 nt
Organism: Clupea harengus (Atlantic herring)
Lineage: Eukaryota; Metazoa; Chordata; Actinopteri; Clupeiformes; Clupeidae
Gene: slc12a5b
Product: solute carrier family 12 member 5b
Biological process (GO): cell volume homeostasis; potassium ion import across plasma membrane; chemical synaptic transmission
Cellular component (GO): plasma membrane
Molecular function (GO): potassium:chloride symporter activity
Source: RefSeq, a predicted model, not a curated record